CGUGAAGCUGUUUCCUUUUCACUGCAAACCAGCUAAAGCGCCCUCUAUCUCUCUCUCUCUCUCUCUCUCUGUGCCUCCCUCAGCGAGCGAGCUUUAUAUACUUCUUCAGGGUCCUGGCGAAAUAUCCCUAGCUCCUUAGGUUUCGAGCGAGAAUAGCAGAUGGGUGGAGGCGAACACCACCACGGAUGGGGCGCGGCGGCGGCGACGGCGGCGGCGGUGGCGGCCCCGGAGACCACGUACGCCGGGAGAGACGGCCGGUGGACGCACUUCGAUGACUCGGUGAACGCGGUGUCGUUCGGGUUCGUGGCCACGGCCAUCCUCAUAUCCAUGUUCCUCCUCAUGGCCAUCUUCGAGAGGUUCCUCAGGAGCCGAACGAGCUCCUCGCCGUCGCCUCCGCCGUCGCAGACCUCGUCGGAUUCUUCUCCCGGUCGGAGCACGACCCGUUUGGACGUGGAGUCUCAAAUGGCGUUGCCUCACAAGCUCCGUCUUCUCUCCUCUCCCAAAAUGAGCGUGUAUGCAAAUGGAGUAUCCGUGUUGAUGCCCGGAGAGCAGAUGCCCACCUUCAUCGCGCACCCCGCCCCUCCUCCUCCUCCUCCAACUCCUCCUCCGCCGCCGCCGCCGCCGCUGCCGCCUUGUCCUCGAGAGCCCGUUUCUCAGCCUGUCCAUCAUCAGCACAACCACUCCUUCUACCUCCACUGUCUUUCAAGAUCCAUUGGGAGCUAGCAACGGGAACCCGUCGACCAGAAACUCGUGUGUCAGGUGAAGAGCCCCAAAACCCACACUCAGAUCCAUCUAAGCAGAUGCUUUCAGAAGCAAGAACUGUCAAAACAUGAGGUGCCAUGCUGAUGUACAGUGCUCGAAAGAAACUGCUGGUAUCUCGACUCUCUCUUGCUUUUCUCCCAAGUUGAAUCUGCUUCUGCAGUCAUCGAAAAUGUGGAAGGAAGACUCAAAAGUUUCAGUAGAAGUAGAGUUAUGCUAGUGGUACGAAAUUAAUACACGAAUUGAGGCGGUAAAUUUUGUUUAGAGUACUUGAAUGUGUCUUACCUGCUCAUACUUCAGAUAUCAGUUUCAAGUUUAUCAUAUAACUUGGUAAAUGAAUCUCCGAUUCCCUCAUAAUGAGAUUUUCGACUUCGCUAUAAGUAGCUCUA
Molecule: messenger RNA, 1148 nt
Organism: Syzygium oleosum
Lineage: Eukaryota; Viridiplantae; Streptophyta; Magnoliopsida; Myrtales; Myrtaceae
Product: formin-like protein 20
Exons: 2
Coding region: 160-723 (187 amino acids)
Source: RefSeq, a predicted model, not a curated record